Molecule: messenger RNA, 3448 nt
Organism: Colossoma macropomum (tambaqui)
Lineage: Eukaryota; Metazoa; Chordata; Actinopteri; Characiformes; Serrasalmidae
Gene: klhl42
Product: kelch-like family, member 42
Exons: 3
Coding region: 1082-2500 (472 amino acids)
Molecular function (GO): protein binding
Source: RefSeq, a predicted model, not a curated record
AGGGACGGCAAGCAGCUUACCCAGUGUGAGAGUGUGACGUGUGAGCUGCGACAGACCAAAACAGGAAAUAAUUAAAAUCACACGAUAAACAAGGUUUGAAGAUCCGCCGGAGACGGGGUUGUUUUUAUAAACACAGGGUAUGUUCUGUGGAUAUGAGGCUACCGGCACGGCUCUCUCAGACCGUGUGGGCGGACAGAGCUCGUCCUCUGGAGCUUAUUAAAGGAGAGGAUGCGAACCGGCCUCAGCCUGACCUCGGGGAGCUGCGCUCUCAGUCCGACUCGGUUCCUCCUCAAAUCCACGAUCCCUCUCAUCUGCCAUAGUCGCGGGAACACGCAUGCACGCUGCAUCGAAACAACGGAAAGCGAAAAGGGUAAAAAAAGUCCAGAAUUAAUAAUCUAAACGGCGUCAAAGCGCAGAUUCCCAUCCUUCCUGAACCUUUUCGCUUCCCGUAGCUGCAGUGUUGUGCGGUGCUGUUUGUGUUUCUGCACAGUGACUGCGCUCCUGACGACUCAAUCCGAGGAAGGGGACGUGGAUUUUAAGGAUAACUGCAACAAAUGCAACACCAGCCCACAUGGAGCCACGCGACACGUUCUCAUACCUGCUGGGCUUAUUUAUCCCUCCUACGGCUUAGUAUGAGUGGAGUUUGGGAGCAGAGUCGGCCCUGAACCGCCGCCGGGCCAGAACAUUUCCAUAUAUAGGCUUUGGAAGUGGUCAAGCCUCAGGAGCCUCUGCGGAGCUUCUGCUGCAGAGCUUCAGUGGAAAUGUAAACCUCAGCUCGGCCACCAAGAAGAGCGCUUUGCUUUCCUUUCACAAACAGAAACAACGUGAACAUGCGUACACGGCCUUUUCAGACAGAGGACUCGUACAGGAGGAGGUUGUGUUGUAAAGUCAGAGUAGGUCAAAGUAUUGUGAUCUGAAUGUGGAGACCAUCCUUGUCGUAACUGGCUGUUCAGUAUCUAAACUCCAUUUUCAUCACUUUGUGCUAAUGCAUGACUUGUCAGCGGAGUUGAUGUAAAUCUGAGCUGGGCCACCAAGUGCCCUCUUCUUUGCUUUCCUUUCGCAUGCCAGAAACAACGUGACCAUGUCAGCACCAGAGCAGAUUAUCGAGAUCAUUAUGGAGGACAGGACGUAUAACGUGAGUAAGAGCAAGCUGAUUGAAAAGAGCGAUUACUUCCGUGCCCUGUACAGCUCUGGGAUGAGGGAGGCCGGGGAAGACUCCGUGCAGCUGCAGGGGCUGAGCGUGCCAGGCCUGGAGCUGGUCCUGGAGUUCAUCAACACAUCCAAAGUUCAGGUUGCCAAUGAAACGCUGGAGGACCUGAUCGAAACGGCCUCUUUCCUGCAAGUGACACCCAUCUUGAAACUUCUCCUGUCCGAAAUCCGUCUAGACAACUGCAUUGAACUCUUCAAGCUCUCGGAGGUCUAUGGAACGCAUGACCUGCGAACAGCCUGCCUCAAGUUCAUGUGCUGUCACUACCAUCCCAUGCUGCGCAGGCCAGAGUUUCAGGUCCUGCCUGCUUCUUUGAAGGAGCAGGUCAAAGAAAUGCGCAUGAGGGGCACCGCCACUCUGGUAGCCAUUGGAGACUUCAAGGGCACCUGCUUGGACCUCGCUGACCAGGACGAACCAUGGUCCAUGCUGAGGUACGGGGAAGUAGAGCAGCGCUGGAAGCCGCUCGCCAACAAUCUGCCCCCAGACAUGGUCAGUGUGAGAGGGUAUGGCUCUGCGGUGCUGGAUAACUACCUUUUCAUCGUCGGCGGGUACCGAAUGACAAGCCAAGAAAUCUCUGCAGCACAUUGCUUCAAUCCCUGCAAAAAUGAAUGGAAUCAUAUAGCGCCUUUGAACCAGAAGAGGGCCAACUUUAAGCUGGUGGCAGUGAGUGGGAAGCUGUAUGCAGUGGGCGGUCAUUGUUUAGGUACAGUGGAGUGCUACAGUCCUGAGCAGGAUUGGUGGACGUGUGUUUCCUCCAUGCCAAACCCUCUGGCUGAGUUCUCUGCCUGCGAGUGCCAGGGCAUGAUCUACGUCAUGGGUGGCUACACAGCCAGAGACAGGAACACUGACGUUCUGCGCUACUGCCCCACCUCGGACACGUGGUCAGUGUUCCGUACCUGCUCGGCCCACGUGCGCAAGCAGCAGAUGCUGUCGGUGGAGGAGACCAUCUACUUGGUAGGUGGCUAUACGCACGAGCUGGAGUGUGUGGCUGGGGGCCAGCGGCGGGCCAGUCAGACGGAGGACAUGCUGACGGUGCAGUCAUACAACGUGCGGACAGGAGAGUGGCUGCAGUUGAAGGAGAACACGUCCAAGUCGGGCCUGAACCUCACUUGCACUCUCCACAAUGAUGGUAUCUACAUCAUGAGUCGUGACAUGAGCCUGCCCACAAGCCUGGAGCACCGCGUCUUCCUCAAGUACAACAUCUUCUCUGACGCCUGGGAGGCCUUCCGUCGCUUCCCCGGGCUGGGCCAGAACAUGCUGCUGUGCUCGCUCUACCUGCCUAAUGUCCUGUGAGCCAGAAAGCACCAUGCGCAAGCCAUCUGAAGUAGCCUCCUGAGGGAUGCCAUGUAUGCCCUGGCCAGUACAUGCGGUACAAGGCCAGUACAUGCGGCGGUGGUAAAGUUGCGGCUGAAGUGGCUGAGAUGAAUGGAGUCAGAAGCAAUCGCGUUCAGGGUCAGUGAGAGGGUUACUGCAGAGAUGCACGCUACAAGAGAAGGACUGAUUAAAGGUUGCUCAAAAUCGAGGUCAAUGAAUGUUGUUUACACUAAUAACAAACGAACAAUCCACUGUACCUCACUUAGGGUCAAGAUAACAGCUUGUUGUUGAGGCACACUUGAAUUUAAGCACAGGGCUUAUGCUGAAAUAUACAUAAAACACUUUAUAUGGGAGCAAGUGCACUGUUGCAACAGAUUUUUCCAACUUGCACGAAAACUACUAAUGCCAAUGCAUGUACUUACUGUCUGUAUUCCCUAUACAGAAUAUAUAAAUGCAUUACUGACAAUGAUUGGCAGCAAAAGGCUUUGGUUUUACAUGGCCCUGGUUGUGAUGGAACACUAAGAGUGUGAUCAGAAAGCAUUAAUAGUCUUAACUACUGCUAAAGCUUCAUGAGUACCUUACCAUUUAAGGCCUUGAAUUUUCAGGCCUAGUACAAAUACAAAAGCACUUGACCAAAACACCUGUGAUCUUAUUUUGAAUGGAUGAUGAUGUGGAGGGCUUCUAGCAAAAGGACCAAUUAAAACGGUGCAAAUGUUCUGAAGAGAUGUCCAUUUCUGAGAGUUAAGGUGAUGGCCCUCCUGAAUGCAGUACUUUAUGUUGACGUUUGAUUCAUUUCAGGUUUCUUUUUUAAUUUUGCUUUGUUUUGAGCAGGUUCCAGUCUGAAUGUGUGACAGUACUGAAUAUUGCCACAGAUGCCUUGAAAACAGUAAUGAUUUUAAGUUCAAUAAAAUAUUCAGGGGAAGGGAA